AUGUUGUCUUUUGAUCCACCAGCAGUGUACCAGACUUCCAAAUGCUAUGUCACUUACGGCGUAAUGGGUCAUCUGGACCCAAAACAGCCCCCUUCAAAGGCGAAGCCGUGGUCGGCACUUACAAGCCAAGAUUUUGUCCACAGAGCCGAUCUAAUCCUUCCCCAAGAAGUCUCGGAUAUUGUAGAAGAGAAGCUGCUUAGAAAUAAGCCAGCCCCGGGGUUCAAGAGGGUUGUCAUGUCGCUUCAUGAUAUCCUCUCCGGGGAGUUUUUUACGGAGUACAUCAAGAAGGGCAAUGUCCUGAUGCUUUCGGAGGGCAGGAGAGGCAUCGACAACGUCUUUGCACUCAGCAGCGGCACCCUGACCAUGUUUCUAGACAAGGAAGCAUAUGAGCGGGCAGGGCUAGUAGGCAAGCCCCACGGAGUCAACGGGAAGCGCAGCACGAAGCCUCGCUGGGUUGUCGAGUACGACCUCACCAGUCAGUCGAUGUCUCCGGGAAAGAAGGGGUUCGAUCGAUUACUGUAUGCGAGCAAGAAUGCUCUCGCCGGACCGAUUACUUGGCUAUUCUCCAGCGCUUCCCCCGCAAGUCCUGAUCCAGACCCCCUUUCCCGGCACUUCCCAACGAACCACACCUCCACCCCCGGUAUCGUCGAAGGUAUCAAUGUCGUAAUACCAAACCUCGCCCCAGACAUCAACUCUCUUUCAGACACGGGAGAGGAUUUUAAGGACUUCUCAACCGAACUGUAUGAAUGGCUGUCUCUCGUUCGGCUUCAGAGUCCUCGCAUUCAUGCUGGGGACCAAAUGGACCCCUACCUCUCCCGGUACCAGGUUGCCGAAGGUGGCAAGGAGGGCAAGAUCUGCAGAAUCAGCUGGCAAGGCUUUCUUGCCCCGUCAUGGGCCCGACAGACUCUGAUCGAUAUCAUCACGGCUCUCCCGCCCAGGACAUGGUUCUCGUUCAGCACGACAACCUUCUCCAGAGGGUUGGCAGAGACCAACGCCGAGUGCACGAUCCUCCGUCCACCGAAUUCGACCGGGGAAUACCUCAUGUGGGAGGUCAAAGGACAAGAGUGA
This is a messenger RNA of Chaetomium strumarium, 1068 nucleotides long. RefSeq names its product ribonuclease P 40kDa subunit-domain-containing protein. The record is from RefSeq and is a predicted model, not a curated record. Gene Ontology annotation, biological process: tRNA 5'-leader removal; tRNA 3'-end processing; endonucleolytic cleavage in ITS1 to separate SSU-rRNA from 5.8S rRNA and LSU-rRNA from tricistronic rRNA transcript (SSU-rRNA, 5.8S rRNA, LSU-rRNA). The coding region runs from base 1 to 1068 and encodes 355 amino acids. NCBI's taxonomy places the organism in Eukaryota, Fungi, Ascomycota, Sordariomycetes, Sordariales, Chaetomiaceae. Gene Ontology annotation, molecular function: ribonuclease P activity; ribonuclease MRP activity. Gene Ontology annotation, cellular component: ribonuclease MRP complex; multimeric ribonuclease P complex. The transcript is spliced from 5 exons.